AUUUUGAUUUAAUGUUAUUAGAUUUAGUUGAAUUGCAUAUUAUAGAUUUUUAUAAAAGAAUGUGUCAAUUAAAGCAAUUUAAAAAUGUAAUAUAGUGAAAUUGUUUCGCAUUUGACUCACGUAACGAGGACCGGAUAUACGUUGCAUCAUCUUACGUAGCUGGACUUUCACUCCCAUGUUGGUCGGAAAAACAGGUUUCGUAGUCAGAUGGCAAAUAGACGACGAGAUAUAUACGGAUUACGGAUACGGAUCUAUACUCGUAACAUUCUCCAAUGCGCAGCAAGAGUAACAAACGAACGAGCGGAUCGUAGACCAUUACAACGUUCUCAUAUAGGAAAUAUUGCAUUUCUUAUGCACCGUGAACAUUUAUUUUCCAUAAAAAGGACUUAAUUUUUAUCAAAUAAACGUGCGAUGAACUUAUAUCUGGUCCGAGAAUGGUUUGAAACAUCUUAAAGUUCAACAAAAUGCCACGCAUAGAUCCUCUUUCAUUACUCAAAUGCCUCAGCGUUUUAUUGGGUUCAGCAGGAGGCAUUAAGAGUAAAGAGGAAGUCCAUCGAUUAGCUAAUUUAAUGACAAAGUUUUCUAAGAAACUCGUCUCGAAAUGUAUUUAUAUACAAAUCUUGAAAACCACUAAUACGGAUUUGCUUAGUCAGUUUAUGAGCGCUGGGGGGUGGAACCUUAUUCACACAUGGCUUACCGAUGGCAUACUUGCGAAGAACUGGGCUCUUAUUCAAGAACUGUUGGAGCUUUUACUACUUUGUCCAGUAGAUAUCGAACGGUUGAAGAGUAAUAAUUGCCCAAAAUUGGUUAAGGGUUUAUCGAAAGAGGGUAGUCAUCAAGGUGUACGGACUUUGGCCACUCGACUCGUCGAACAAUGGCUGAAAAUUGUGAAAGGAGAGGCGGCACCGAAUUCGGUGCCGGCUCAAAUCAUGACAGUGCAAUUGAAUGCUGCUGCAGGACAAGCUUCGGUUGUUCCUUCAUCGCAACAGCAGCUGCAGCAACAUUAUUCCACGAACUCUCAACAAACCUUGGACAUUUCGGAAAAUGCAACUGUUCAUGUACAAGACUACAAAGUCGUGCAACAAUCUGCUCUGAGUACUCCAACAAAUCAAAUUCAGCAAGACCAAGAAAAGCAACAACAGGAGAGGCUGCAGUCGCAAAUUGUGCAAGUUGUCGGUAAGGUCCAGCAAGUACAGCAGCAAACAACGCAACAACAAUGUAAAAAGCAAUUUGUUGUUGUAGCUUCGCAAUCGUCAGUUCCUGUUUACAAAAUUACUAUUCGUGAUGGCAAUCAGGUUCUUGCCAAAGUGGAAACGGACGCUGCGAAUAUAAGUGGCGUACUAAAUACAUCCGGUGCUAGUACAGAAGUUAAUGGAAGCACUGCAGGCGUCACGCUUCUUGUGAAGCAAGAAACAGAGAAGACAGAGGAGACUGAACAAAGUGGCAGUGCGACUAGUGGUCAAGACGAUACGGUAGACAUUGGACAUUUGAACAAUUCGGUAAGCGUUUCCAGUGAAGUGAAACAGACUAUAGUUAGUUCGAAAGAUAAUCAAGAUCCUGAAGGCGUUAAAAGCAAAGACAAUAAAGAUUCUAAAGACACUAUUAGUGAUAGCAGUAAAUCUAGUGAUAAGGAAAAUAGGGACUCUCAUAAAAAAGAUGAUAAAAAAUCCAGUAAUAGUUCUGACAAAAAAAGCGGUCAUCAUCACAGCUCGUCUUCGUCGUCUAAGAGUUCUUCUAAGUACAGCACAAGUUCCAGUACACAUCGUAGCAGCUCCACAUCCCAUAAAUCCAGUAGUCACCGCUCCAGUUCCAGUAGUAGUAGUUCGAAAAGCUCCAACUCCAGCAAAGACAGGUCUUCCAAAGACAAGGACAAGCAUCACUCCAGCUCAUCCAGUAAACAUAGUUCGAGUAGAAGUAAGUCUGACCGAGAUAAAGAACGGGAAAAGGAGAAGCAGAAGAAGGAUCAAGCUGAGAAGGACAAAGCGACUCUGGAGAAGGUACAGGGUCAAGCGCUGAGUCCCAAGUUGGGCAAGAUACCGAAAAAACGAACAGAGGACGAGAAAUCAGAUGCGAACGGAAGGAAGUCUUCGACCGAGUCGCGAGAUAGCUCGAAGGAAAAUAAAGACAAAGCGGAUUCGAAGAAGGACGCUGUUGCUACGAAGGUCGUUACCGAGAAGAAGAAUAUAUCAAUCUCCAUCGAGAAUAGAAAAAGUAACCAGGAUUCAGCAACGCGACCGAAGACGGUGAAGACGUUUAACUCGAAAUUCAGAUCCACGGGUUUGGAGGAAGAAGUAAAACCACCACCACCUAGAUCGAAGAAGCCGAAUUCUGCUGUUGAUAAGAAGAUUCUACCUCCAAAAUUUCCUUUAAAAAGGCCAUCGCCAUUGAGGGAGGCUGUUCCACUGUUGGAGAAGCGCGCUAAGCUGUCGCUGGAUUCGCCAACAACUCCACCCAGUGACGAGAAGAAGGGAGGAAUUAAGCUGAUACCGGCAAAACCAAAACCUAUGGUACUCCAAGAGAGCGAUAUGUUCAUGGAUGCUCUCACCGCGUCUACCAAGAGCAAAGAACCGAGGAAACGUAAACGUAGAACUUCUGUUACGAAAGACGGAUCUUCGGAAGCGAAGAAGCAAGAAGUUGCGAACAACGCGGAUAAUCGUGAAAGCACGCCGCCACCUAGUUCGCCUUCGAAUACUGAGGAGAAGUCGCCAGUUGCCCUGAAACCCAAUUUCAAAUUCUAUCAAGAUACUCUGGAAAUAGAGGACGACAAAGAACAAAAAGAAAAAGAAAAUAGCGAAGAAGAUUCAAAGAAAGAUAAAGAUCAGUUGCUUGAUGACGAAAAGGAUAAUAGAGACGAUGAUGACGGAAGUAACACACCGACACCUGAGGAAGAUGUGGAAGAUACAAAAGACUCCGAAUCGCCGGAAGAAGCGUCUUCGGAUUCGUCAAAGAAGGACGUUGGCUAUCCUGAAAUACGAUAUGUAGAUGGACUUAGAAGUGUCUUAUUACUUCAGAAACGUAAAGGGCCGAAGAAGGUUUUAAAGUGGAAGACGGAUCUAGAAUCUAUACGUUACUUCGAAUUAGAUGAAACGGAAAGAGUAAAUGUGACAAAGACGUUUACUGACAUGAAGCAAAUGGAAAAGCAAAAUGAGAGAGAAGCAUUCCAGAUGGCCAGAAAAUUAAAUACUGAAGACUUAAUGGAAGAAAAGACAAAAUGGAAACCUCUAAUUCCUAUUAAACUACCGCCUCCAUUAGUAGAACCUGGCAAGGAUAGUAAAGAGAAAGAUAUUCAGUAUGCUCGUGAGAAAGGCAUUCUUCAAGCGCUUUACUUUAACCGAAGCAUGAUUCCAGAUUCUGCGGCUGAACCCGAUGAAGAACGGCAUCACAUAAUGACCGAUCCUAAGAUAAUACCAUUGGAUGAUCUCACAGGCAAUAAAGAAAGCGAGAAAGACUUUACGACGGUACCGUGGCCAGAACCUAAGCCGCAAUUAACGCCGCAACCAACCACCGUGACAACGUUCCAUUAUCCAACGACAUUCCCGCAACCAACCAUGAUGACACCCAUGGGACCCCAAUCGACAAUGGGUCCUAUGGGUCCACAAAUGCCUCAACAGAUGAUGGCUCCUACACACAUGCCUCCUAUGGCCCCGGAGAUGCCAGCGGGCGGCGGCGGCGGCUGGAGGACAGGCGACGGCAAAGUGCUCAUGCCUGACGUCAGUAUGAAUCCGAUGGCGAACAUGCCAGCUGGAUUCAAUCAGGGAAUGGAGGGCGCGCCCAUGGUUCCACCGGGAAUGAUGGGACCGCCACCCAUAUACAACCAGCAGCAAGAGGGUUACGGCAUGAUCAUGAAUCCGGAGGAAAUAGGAUUCAACAAUAUGAAUCCUAACAACUUUCAAGGCCCGCCCGGACCGAUGUAUGCUCCCGGACCUAAUUUCCCGGGUCCGAGAGGAGCUCCCAUGCAUAAUAGGGGCAGAGGCGCUCCCGGUUGGGGAUACCGCGGCGGCGGACCUGGCAGAGGCGGUUGGAGAGGCGGCGGCAGCGGUUGGCGAGGAAGCGGCAAACAGCCACCAGUGUGCAGACAAUUCUCGAAGAACGGUUACUGUCGGGUCGGCGACAAAUGCCAGUAUCUUCAUCCCGGUGUGAAUUGCCCGCCGUUUUAAAACUGGCGUUGAAACCUCAUUGCUGGAUUACCGAACUGAACUGGUGAGAUUGGAAGUCUCCCAUUAGGUGAAGGAUUCUUCUGAUAGAAGGAAGGAAGAUGAGAACUCUUCACGCGGAAAAGUCAAAAGUCCGGGACCUUUUUGAUUAAAACCUACAUUUCAAUUUUGUAGUGUUGAUAAAGGUCUCUUUAAUUUUUGACUUACCUUCGUAGAAAAGAAGAAGCAGAGGAAGGUGAACAUCAGGCAAUAUUUGACGUCGUCUUUCCGGGCAUCGUAAAUGAGCGAAGGAAGCGCAUGCAACGACAUGCUCGGAAAAUAGAUGACACGAAUACGCGAAUAUGUGAAAAGUUAUAAUAUACUCGAUGUGCAAUUUUUAUUAGUAUUUGUAAAGCUCUCAGUACACGAACUUCGCUAGAACUUAUAUUUAUUUAAUAUAUACGCUUGAUGCGUUUGAAAGUUUUAUAAUUACAACGGCAUUUUAAUGAAUGCGUCAUAGGAUUCUUUACAUACUUACGGCAUUCGACAUUGAAUAUAAAUGCCAGCCGGUCUUUCCAGCUAAUGACACAAAUCGACACAAGUAUCAUUUUGUCUUUGUUAUUCGAACAAUAUCGAACUUUUAUUGUCGACUUGUGUCAUGAGUUGGAAAGCGGCCAUUGUAAAGUGGAAUAUAAUCAUGUCAGAUUCGCAUUAGCUGCUGGACGGCAGAAUAUCUCCAUGGAUGAUUGAGAAAUUAAAAAAAAAAA
Messenger RNA from Linepithema humile (Argentine ant), 4900 nucleotides. RefSeq names its product Phosphatase 1 nuclear targeting subunit (gene PNUTS). NCBI's taxonomy places the organism in Eukaryota, Metazoa, Arthropoda, Insecta, Hymenoptera, Formicidae. Gene Ontology annotation, cellular component: chromatin; PTW/PP1 phosphatase complex. The record is from RefSeq and is a predicted model, not a curated record. Gene Ontology annotation, molecular function: protein phosphatase 1 binding; metal ion binding.